This is a messenger RNA of Ictalurus punctatus (channel catfish), 5477 nucleotides long. RefSeq names its product voltage-dependent calcium channel beta subunit-associated regulatory protein. Gene Ontology annotation, molecular function: transmembrane transporter binding. NCBI's taxonomy places the organism in Eukaryota, Metazoa, Chordata, Actinopteri, Siluriformes, Ictaluridae. Gene Ontology annotation, biological process: negative regulation of voltage-gated calcium channel activity; negative regulation of calcium ion-dependent exocytosis. Bases 127 to 2991 code for a protein of 954 amino acids. Gene Ontology annotation, cellular component: secretory granule; plasma membrane. The transcript has 10 exons. The record is from RefSeq and is a predicted model, not a curated record.
GGUGGGCGUGUCCUAACGAACCCGAGGUUCAUUCAUAACUACGCUCAGCUUUAGGAGGAAAAUUAAAGGCACCCAGUGAAGAGACGCAUGAAUCCCAACUAGGAAGUGCACACUCUCGCCAGGACCAUGAGCGAUGAGCUGCCUCUGCUGACCACCCUCACAGAGAACGCCACUGAUGUGCCAGUGGCAUCAGCCAGGCCAGAUAACUAUGUGCUGCUGUUGGUGAUGCUGUGUGUUUUCGCUGGAGGAACGCUGGUUCUGCUGUCUGCUCUCCUCAUCUUCUGCCAUCGCUGCUGUCAGAGUGGACGCCGUUACUCGAGGGCCAGCGAUGACUUGGAGAAAACCAACACCACAUAUGUGGAAGAGAGUCAACCUACUCAAGACAUCACCAUUAGGAUGGAAAGCACAGACACACUCUCCACCUCCAGCUGUCACGGCGAAGAGAACACAGAACGCUUCCAGUCCUCUGUGUACACAGGCCGGCGGGUCUCCUUCAAUGAGACGGCCAUCUACGAGCAGAGCAAGAAGAACCAGGAGAAAGGCCGAAGGUAUACUCUUACAGAGGGUGAUUUCCAUCACUUGAAGAAGGCUCGUCUAACCCACUUGCACAUUGCGCCUCAAGCACUGAACAUCCUGACCAUCAUGGAGUGUGACUCACCUGAGAACAGCAUCAACCUGCAAGAACAUCGGCAGCACAAACCAUCCCUAUCCAUAUUUCAGCUUGGUGAGGGCACCCUGCCUGAAUCCCAAGUGCCCUGGAGUAGCCAGAGCCCAAGCUGUGCACUGCCUGGAGAUACACUAAACUCUAUUCUGGACACCAGCUUUAUUUCCAGCACUACCGAAGGAAGCUCUGAACCACCUCGAUCUAGGACCAUUGAGGCAAUGGGAAGUGCUGGAUUAAAAAUGGAAGGCGACCCUGAAUCCUCCCAAGUAGCAGGAGCAUGUGGACCAUCUGGAGGAGGAGGAGGAGGAGGAGGAGGAGGAGGAGCUGGUGCAUCUUCAGGGCAGGGCACCAUGCUGCACUUCCUGUCCCGACUCAGGCGGCAUGCGAGUCUGGAGGGAGCCAGCCCCUAUUUCACCAUCAAAAAGUGGAAGCUAGACAGCAGUAACAGAGCAGCCAGUCUGGACAUGAGAGGUUCUCCGCGGAGGCGAGCAUUUCAAAGACAGAGAGCAGCAAGUGAGACUCUGGAACAGGGGGGGGAGGACUUCCAGCAGCCGGGAGCAGGUGGAGGAAGUGAUUUUUUGUUGCGUGUCAAAUCCUCUCAGUCACAAGCUGACCCCCCAAGACGACUCUCUGCUGGCUCUUUGGAGUCGUCGACUACAGGCUGUCCACCCCCAACAGGCCCACUCAGGAGGUUAGAAGUAAAGGCUGUUUUGGAAGUAAAUCUAAGAGCUGAAGACAACAGGACUCAAACAGCCCACAAGUUACCAGAAUCCAUCGGGUCUCAAGCGGAGGAAGAAGUAGAGGAGAAUGGAGCUAAUGGAGGGAUUAUACUAGGAGCAGUAGGAGGAGAAGGAACUAGUGCUGAAGGAGCAUCUGAAUUUGGUUUAGUCAACAGACAGGAAAGCCUGGAGCAGCCCAACAUGUACCGGGACAUCUGGAGCCUACGAGCAUCACUGGAACAGUAUGCUUCCUCUGACCUGAGCAGCAAUGACAGAGACUCCACACGCAGUGAUGCUGACAGUGUCUGUUCAUUAGGGGGCCUUGGUGCCUCCAGAACAGGUAUACCCAGUUACCAAUCGCAAGACAUAGAUGAUGAGAUUGAUGGGGAUGGUGAGCUUCCGUAUGAUGAUGUGGUCAGAGAGGUUAGCGGCAGAAGGAAUGGCAGGGAGAGUGUGGAUUCAGAGAGAGGCAGUGACAGUGAGGCUGGAAGCAGGAAGCUUCUGCAAAUGGACAGCGGCUAUGCUUCCAUUGAAGCUCCAUGCAAAGCACCAGAGGAUCUACGACUUUUUGGAGGCACGUCUGGUAAGACAGCAUCAGAACGGCGCCGGUUCUUUACAAAUGCUGGCCGCAAGGGGACGGUGUGUGAGAGUUUUGAGACUCGACUGUUCAAGGAGGAGCUGGAGGAUGAAGCUUCAGAAACCAGCAUUAGCACAGAGCCAGAUUGUCCCAGUACCAUAUCCCAGGGGGAACCGAGCGUCUCACUCAGAGACACACCAGAAGUGCAGGCAGAAACCAAACCCAGGCCGCGCUUUCGUCGCAGAGACUACAGCAUCGAUGAGAAGACCGAGGCCCUGUUUAAUGAAUUCUUGCGUCAUGAUCCACAGUUCGACCAGCAGGGUUCACCUUCUCUACGGCACAGACAUCGCUCACGGAUCCACCUGCGCAAGCAGUGGCAACGCACCAAGCAGUACAGUGAUCCCGGAGCUGCUCGCUACUCACCAUCCCUGGAGAGACAGCGCAGUUACGCACUGCGGAGAGGAGACAGCGCCAACUACCCAUUGGACACACGGUACCACAGCACCCUACCACGCAUUGCUAGUGCUGCAGAUGAGGAGGCCAGUGAGGGAGCAGCCAGUGAAGGCACUGAAUCACCCAAAACACAGGGCUCUGGUCCAGCUCCUGAAGACAACUCCAAUAACAGCAGUAACAACAGUAGUCCUGUGGUAAAGUCACAGGAGGAUUGUCCCACCUUGCUGUUUUCCACCCCCUCAAUGGACAGCACCGUGGUGGACUCUGGGAUACUGAAGGAUUGUGGGAGUGCUGGGCAUCCCACAGAGAUACAUAGAUGGUCGGUUAUGGACCCCAGUUCUGUAAAGACAAGUAAUAGCCAAUGGAACACAGGCAUUCACAUUCCAGAGAACAGAUAUAACAUGGAUAAGGACCCUAUGAACAAAGGCUACAUGCAUAGUGUAGUGGCACCCAGUCCAUCAGAUAAACUGGUGAGCAAUAUAGAUGAACGACUAUACACCAGCCUGAGGAGGACUCAAGGCAGUCAGGAAUGCAUGGUGAGUGUGACCCGCACCUCCCCAGACCGCAGCCAGGACUAAGAGCAUGAUGAACAGCAGCAUUCAAUGGCUGGCGAAAUCAGGAGGACACCUCAGAGUACAGGAGAGAAUAACAUGAACUUCUGAUGUUACGGCAACCCAAUUACACACUACCACAACCUCAACCAUUUUCAGAUAAAUAAUGCAUGUCCUUUCCUUAUUAUUGCAGUGUUAAGCGGGUUUGCUGCAGUCUCAAACUAGGGAAAUGUCUGAAAACGUAGUAAAAAUCCAUAUGCAGACAAUGAUAUUGAAAAGAUGAGUAUUUUUUCCCCCAUGUAUAGGUCAUGUAUGUUAACACCACUUGCAAAUUGCACUAUGAAAACUAGAUAAACUAGGGUGCUUUGGGAAACAAUUACAAUUACAGGGCAAUUCAGAGUAAUAAACACAAGCAUCAACUGCAUUUUUGUUAAUUACAAAUUAUGAUAAAAGUUUUUUGCUCUCAAAAAAAUUAAAUAAAAUAAAAAUAAUUAGACAGUUACUUCUUCCAGAGGAAGCCCAAACCUAGCACUCCAUUAUUUCCAAUCACAGCUUUCAUAUAAUGCUGAUUCAUAAUCCUCUUUCCUCAUUCAUGCCUGAGAUUAAAGCACUUCAUCCACAAAAUAUUUCCCCAUUUGAGGAUGAGUUCAAAAAUCAAGUUAAGAGCCAAAUUUGAAACUAGCAGGCAUAUACCCAGAGCUUGUCAACCAACGCUUGCGUUUAGCUUUGUUGAUGCUAAAGGCUGCAUUACAUGGACUGAUCUGCCAUGAUCUUGCGGUUGCAGACAAAAAUCAGAACUUGUGAAAGAUUUCCUUGGGUCCUUGGUAAAAAAAAAAAAAGGUGGUUCUAGAUCACUUAAUACGAUGUACUCACCAGCCAGUUUGUGACGGAUUAACAACAUCUAGCGAAGUGUCAGAAACUUGGGACCAAAAGAAUUGCAAUUGCUGCUAUGAUGUGCAUCUAAAAAGCCACUUACAUUAGAAUGUUUUCACUUAUCGAAUCACGGGACUAUCGUGAGAGAAUCGCAUAAAGUCUUAAUUGAUACGAUUUGACCAAGGAAAAGUAAAACAGCACUUUGGAUUGAAGGGAGCUGAAUUUAUUGUUUCCUACUAUUAAUUCUGCUCAUUUCAUUUUUCAAGUGUCCUUGUUGGUAUGAUAUAAAGUUAACUGGCAUCAAUCCUGGGAGGUGGGCAGGUGGUGUCAGACAUCUUUCAGGGUUCUAAGUAGUCAAAUAAAUAGUUACUUUCCAUUUUAUACCGUAAUAUUAUUUAUUUAUCUUUUUUCAGUCCUAAUUUUAAUAUUUAUUAAUGUCCUAUGAUCUAUAAAGAGAUUUAACACAGCUAAGCAGACAUUAAUCAUGACUAAGGGGAUGGGUAAAUUGCCCAGAGCUUGGAGAGCGUGUGAUAUUGAUUGUCCAGAUCAAAAGAUCUCUGGUAUAAAAAAAUAUCUUUAAAUUGUUAUUUUUGCAACAUUAAAUACAGAGAACUAAAUUACAGUAUUCAAUUCACUGAUGACUGAAUUUACAGAACCAACUCUAAUAAAACGACGGUGUUAUUCCAAACAUCAAAUUACUUUACAAUGGUUUAUAUGACGGAAAACAAGCCUCGGGUUAUUUGGUUUUGAUGAGCAAACAUUAAAAAAAAGAAAAGGAAAGAAAAAAAGAGAAAAGAAUGGUACCAAGCAUCACUGGUCCUUUUUUCAUGAGAAAGGCUGUUGUAUAACAGAUUCGCCCUGGGUCUAACACCUGAAGCAUCUUAAACAGGUCUGUGCAUUGCACAUUAGUCCUUGUGGACAUUAAACUGUCAGAGAUCGAUGACAACCCCAUCUCUCAUUUUCUUUCUCUUGGAACUCUUUGUUCUCAUAUUACAUAUUGAUUAGUAGCAAAGAAAAAAACAGCCCUUAAACAGUAGUGAUGAGACAGACAGAAGAAUGGUUUUGCUACCCGGGGGUUGAUGAUGCAGUGAUCACAACCUUAGAAACUUACAUUAAUUGGACGUGAAGCAGUCACGUCAUAGUUCGUAACAAGAUGUAUUACAUCACACAGCACAUGGCAGACCAAACAUGUUUUUUUUUUUUAGUCGUAGUAAAAAAAAUCUAUACCAAUUCUUUACUUGAGUAAUUGGAGAAGUAAUUUGUAAUAGAUCAUUCAAUUGAAAGUGAAGGACCAUCCACUAUAAAAAUGCUUAAGUACUAAGUUACUUGUAAUAAACUACUUAAGUAAUAUAGGUCAUAUUAAACUUGGAGGUGACCCUAGAUGCAGCAUACAUUUGAAUACAGAGUCAAUGAAUGUGUCUGCAAUAUUUAGUGGAGUCAGAAAUGUAGAGGAAUAAAUAAAAUAAUUUAAAAAAAAUUACAUAAAUGCCCCAAUUAGGUACUGACGCACAGUGGUCAUGUGUACAUGUGCUUCAUUAAUCUGCAUUAGGAUACCCUGUGGGUGCCAUUUAGCCCUUGAAACACUUAAAUUAUACCUUACUUUUAUCAUUGUUCUACAAAAACAUGUAUUUAACCAGACA